Rotaria socialis is the source of this 729-nucleotide messenger RNA. Lineage: Eukaryota; Metazoa; Rotifera; Eurotatoria; Philodinida; Philodinidae. The record is from the annotation of a GenBank genome assembly.
AUGACUGUAGAUUAUUUGAAUGAUAAGGUCGAGCAACAUUUUAUUGACAUUAAAAACAGCAUAAAAUGGGGUGAAGAUGAUUCGUCUGAUGAAAUUCGUGAUACGAUUACGAUAUUAUUAUCAACUAACGAAAAUUUGGAUCGUCAAGAAUGUGAAUCUUUUCUUAUGACAUACAAAGAAAAAAUAAAAGAAAUGGCAAUGAUGAAAACGAACGACGAUCAGAAGUUAUUUUUAAAUCAGAAUUCGGGGUUAAUUUCACCAACUGCUGUCAAGUGUAUACGGGCAUUUGGCAUUAUGAUAGAUUUGCGUGGAAAAUUCGUCCUCGUCGAACAUGUAGCACGUGUGGUACAAUUAUUAGAAAAUAUUGUAGAAUUAGGGGAAAAUGAAAAAAAUACAAUGAAAUGUAUCGAAGAAUUCUUCAAAAAAAUGAGAGAUGAUAAAUCAUUUCAAGAUGAAUUUCAAUCAAAAGUUGAAGGUUCCUAUUUAUGGUAUGAUGCACAAGCACGACAAUAUGACAACGAUGAUCACAAUCAGGACGAAUUAAAUGCAGAACCUGAACAAAAUUUUAAAAAAAAAUGUGGACGAAAUCCCAGGAGAAGGAAUCCUAGCCUAGGAUCCAAUGAAUUCCCAUCGGUUCCUAUUGGAAUCCGACGGAGCUCUUCGGAAGGCGCAAGGAAACUAUCGGAUUAUCGUCGGAUUCCUGGUUCCGGAAUCGAUAUAGGAUCCUAA